This is a messenger RNA of Conger conger (European conger), 3949 nucleotides long. RefSeq names its product transmembrane protein 41B (gene tmem41b). The record is from RefSeq and is a predicted model, not a curated record. The transcript is spliced from 7 exons. Gene Ontology annotation, cellular component: endoplasmic reticulum membrane. Bases 134 to 994 code for a protein of 286 amino acids. NCBI's taxonomy places the organism in Eukaryota, Metazoa, Chordata, Actinopteri, Anguilliformes, Congridae.
CGCUCUUUCACCGGCUAGGAAGUCCCGGUGGGGCAUCGCAACAACACGCCUUCUGUUGGUAUAUUUGAAAUUAUAAGAGGACUGUGACAUUAUCUCCUGUUUGAGGCGGAUUUAAUAAAUACAAUAAAUAAAAAUGGCCAAGAAACGAAGAGAACGUCGAGAAAUUGAUAGUAUUUCGACAGAGACGUUAACUGAAGAGGAAUCGGUGAAAAAAGAAGCAGAUAACGUUAUAGUCAAAGGCCCAACAUAUUCUGGAGGAGGGUCAGCCCGUAUGUCUCUCCUCAUCUUGCUCUCCAUCUUCAGCUGUGCAGCCUUUGUCAUGUAUCUGGUCUACAGAAAUUUCCCAGAUCUCACCGAUGAUGAGAAGGAUAAGAUAAAGAUUCCCAAAGACAUGGAUGACGCCAAGGCCUUGGGCACAGUGCUGUCCAAAUACAAGGACACAUACUACGCCCAAGUCCUGCUUGCCUACUUCGCAACAUAUAUCUUCCUCCAGACAUUCGCCAUCCCCGGUUCUAUCUUCCUCAGUAUCCUAUCAGGCUACCUGUACCCUUUUCCUCUGGCCCUCUUCCUGGUCUGCCUGUGUUCAGGCCUGGGGGCCUCCUUCUGCUACAUGCUGUCCUACCUGGUGGGCCGGCCGGUGGUGUAUAAGUACCUCACGGAGAGGGCUGUGAAGUGGUCCCAGCAGGUUGACAAACAUAGGGAACACCUGAUUAAUUACAUCAUCUUUCUACGGAUCACGCCCUUCCUGCCAAACUGGUUCAUCAACAUCACCUCCCCCGUCAUCAAUGUUCCCCUUGGGGUCUUCUUCUUGGGCACUUUCUUAGGUGUGGCACCUCCGUCCUUUGUGGCGAUCAAUGCGGGUACGACCCUGUACAAACUGACGACCGCAGGGGAGGCCGUGUCCUGGAACUCUCUGGCUGUUUUAGGGGUGCUGGCCCUGCUCUCCCUACUGCCGGUCUGCUUCCAGAAGAAGCUUCAGCAGAACAUGGAGUAACCCUCCUCCCCCCUGCCCUGCCACACCCCACGCCACCAGGGUACUCACAGAUGCCUCUGCCAGUCACAUAGAUUCCCAACACCCGCACAGGAGGCUCAUGUCGCACGCUCAGCCAGCGGUGUUGUGACCUUGAGGCUCCUCCCUGCUGGAGGGGCAGACUGCUUUUCUUCACCUCACAACCCUCAUUCUCAGCUGCUGUGUCAGCGCUCUGCUCUUAAUGCGUUUACGUGUGUAAUGAUCUUAAUGUUGACCACAAACUCUCCUCCCCAGCCGUUAAUGAAUACUCCCUUCACCCUCCACGCGAAUGCAGUCCUUCCCCUCACACUCCGUGCGAAUGCUGUCCUUCCCCUCACACUCUGCUCCCCUCACACUCUGCUCGAAUGCUGUCCUUCCCCUCACACUCCGCGUGAAUGCUGUCCUUCCCCUCACACUCCGCGCAAAUGCUGUCCCUCCCCAGGCUUCCUUUGCAUCAGUGCUACAUGAGUAGCUGUCUUAGCAGAUCUGAACAGAUCACGCGUAACUUGAAAGCAAUAUCUAUCCUGCCAAUUGUGCUGACGACUUUGGUUUGUUUGUGUCUUCCCUGGCAAAGUGGAUGCUCAUUCACUGGAGAAUGGAGAAUGUGCCUCAGAUUAUAUGAUACACUGGUAAAACUUAAGCCCACAUUUUAUUUUUAAUACUUUGUUUCACCCCGUAGAAAUACUGGUUUGUUUGGCAUGUGUUGCUACAAAUCUCCCCUUUUACUGUAUCAGCUUUACACUUUUGUAUAAAUAGUCAAAAUGGAGGAGUCUUUGAGCCCUGUAGGACAGAGGAGCCAUUUGAUCCUAAAAGGAGGACUGGUGUCCAUUUGCUGAUUCACGGUACUAGGCAUACAAUAGAAUGCUCUCCAACACAUGGCUAACUGGUGGCUGUAGCCACUUGCCUUCAGCUUAUUGCUGCAAACCAUGUGGAGUACAAGCAGCUGAUGAUUGCCAUGCUAAGAUAACUUGACUACCCAGAAACUAUAGAUAUAUUUGAAUUUCCUGCCUCUUCUUUGACAGUGUCAACUGCCUGUGUUGUUACUGCCUAAUAUGAGCACUUCUGUUGUGGUUGUAGAAGACUGGUGCUGAAUGAAGUGAGGAAGACCAGUACAUAUCCCCUCCCUCAGUGUGUGGUGUGACUGCAAGUGCUACUGGUUACUGAUUUAGCGCUGAGGUAGAGCUUCCAUCUUGACUAAUUGGCCAGUCUUCUCCAGGUGGCUCAGUGGAAGAUGAUGCAGCCAUUGCAUUUGUGGGAUUUCCAUGCAGUGGGUCUCCCUUUAUUUCCCAAAGCCGCCAAUAAAUAAAUGAGUUGAUGCUUAUUUGUCCCUCCCUGUAGGGACUUUCGCACUGCUAAUAUAAAGGAUCCUAAUUUAGGUGUGUGAUUGCUAGUAGCUGACUGGUAUGUGUGGGUUUCUGACAAUGGACCUUUUGUGUUGUGUGUGUGCUUGUUUAAGUUGAAUCUGAAUUUUAUUUUUGCCUUGAAUAGUACAUGAUGAGAGGUUACUGGAAGCUUCGUGUGAGACGUAACAUUUGAAGCCAUUGCCUGGAAAGUUGCCUGGGCCCUUUUCCCACUCUUGUAUGGUUAAGGUCUCAACUAAAAUAAAUAUUUCCUAAUAGUGGACAUUUUUAAGGUUGAUAAGGUGGUUUCAGACAGCUUUCUUCCCCUGAGUCUUAAUUUUUCCCAUACUUCAUAUACAAGUGCGGUUUGACACUUUUCUUUUUUUUGUUGAUACAUGUUUCAAAUCUAAUUAAAAUAACCAGACUAAUAUAUUCAUGCAACUUCAGGAAAUCUAACUGUUGGGAGUUGUUUAAACUGUAAUAGUACUUUGUCUUAAAUUAAUUAAUGAAGUUCCCAAAUAUUUAAGGCAGGUUUUACAAGGGCACAAAAGUAGUAUCUGAAAGUUUGAUAUUGGCUCCCUGCAGUUGCUGAUGUUUGUGGCACACGCAGGUUUUGAGGGUUUAUUAAUGACUGAUCUGUUUUGUGGAAACAGUUAUCAUUUGUAGGGAGUUAAAUGUCCUCACUUCUGUCUAUAAGGUGCAAUCACUGUUCUCCGUCAGUCUAAUCGGGUAGUAUCAAAUCAAUGUACAUUCUGGCGCUGGUGUCCCCAGCCCUGCUUCUUGAGAGCUGGAGAGUGAAACCUUGCUUCACUUGUUUUCCAAGGAGUAAGUUGCUGAUCUUUAGGUCCAGACCCUGUGGCUCCGUAGGACCGGCGUAGGGCCCCCCUGCAGUAGUAUACUAUGAUUGUCACCUUCCUUUCUGUUGAAGGGUAUCUCAGUCUACCAAAAUUGUUUAAAUCUAAAAUGUAUCCGAGUAAAUGACCAUUGUGCUGCAAUGGUUGUAUAUAUGCAGUGUAUAUUAACAGACCCCUUUUUCUGAAAACAAAUGGUCUUUAGCUGAGACCACUUUAGCACCACUUGUUGUGUGGGACUUUUAUAACCAGGAGAUCCACAGGACAUUACCCAUUUGGGUGUGCUGAAAUUGGUGAUGGGCAUUUUCUUUAUAUAGAAUUUUUAUUGAUUUGAUACUAACUGAAAGAGCAGGGGGUUUUUUUCUUGAUACCUCAUACCCAGUCUCAUAUUCUUAUACAACAUGUAAAGUUAUAUUAAUAUGUUUUGCUAAUUGUUAACAUUAAUCUGAUUUUACAAGCUUCAACACAGCAGUAGUAGUUUCUCUCAGUUCACCUCUCAAUGGUGAGUUUAUGUGAGAUGUGCUGAAUUCUGUCUGUUCAGAAUGUUUGCCAUGUUUGUAAUCAUGUGUUGGACAGUUUCUUUGAAACUACAGUAUUAAAUUGUACUUUAAAACGGUAUGUAUUGUAUGAUCUGUAUUUAAAAUGCCAUCUUUGACACCUUUUUUUUUUCAAAGCUGAUGUUGAAAAAAUGACUUUUAUUAUCCAGAUAUUUAUUAUCGAUAUGAUAAAUAAAAACAACACACAAAUUA